AUCAGUUUUAAAAAUGUGGAUAGACCUAUUACGAACGUAAUGCUUAUUAAUGGUUUGGUUGUAUUUUCGUUUUCGUUAAAUGUUUGAAAAACAAACUCCACGGUAAUUGGUGCGUUACUACACCAGGACAAUUAUUGUAUCUUUUUUAAUACAUAAGUAUUAUUAAUGAAAAACUUAUCGAACUUGACAACGAAAGUUACUAACUAAUUCCACUGUGAACUGAAACGAGUAGUGAAAAGUUCCACUGCCUACAACCUUGCAUUCAUUCUUUUAAUUUAUGAUUUUUAAUAACGUCGCUAGAAUUUAGUUGCAAACAAACAAAGGUGAUUGAACAGACUUGUUAAAUACUGGAAAUAAUUAACAUCAUUAUAGAUAAUACUGACAUUGUGAAUAUCCGGUCGAUUAGCCUGGAACACAUAGCUAGGUAAAAGAAAAAUUGAAACAAAAGAACGGCAACAGCUGCCACCAUCAUACAAUCACUAGGUGGAGCAGAACGGAUAUACAGGUAUAGACAUUUACCAACAGCCCGGGUAAUUCAUACUACUAUUGUGUUCGUAUACGAUGCUCUGUUUAUAUUGCACUGCAUCGCUUUUGUUACUGCUUUUCAACUGGUUCAUUGAAAGGAAUUACGACGAAUCUUGAAGAUUAAUCGAUUUGAGGAAUGAAUAUUGAUCAUCAUUCACUCAACACGUUCUUACCAUCUCAAUAUUCAUGCCUAUAAAAUUUGAAUAAACAGUUUAUUGCAGGAUUUUGGUGUAUGGUGUUUAGAGAAUAUUAAGGAAUGAAAUAGGCCUAGAUCAAUACUAGUUAUGCCUCGAUUCAGGAUUUGGAAGAGCAACCUACGUUUAAGGUAACAAGAUAUGGCUAUAUUAUUGUGCUUACUCGUUUGCCUGUCAUCAACGUAACAAAGCAUUCGUUAAGAAAUUAUAUUAAGUGCUACUGUUGCCAUGGCAAUGAAGAAUUGAUAUAAAAAUAUUGUACAAAAGCAUCUGAAAUAUUCACAAAUGCAUGUCGGCUUAUAAAAAAAUGUUCGCAGAAAACAUAUUUGCAAGGCAUAUGCAUAUAACAUUGAACAUAAUGCUGUUUAGUCAAGAUAGGAACACAAUAGGACGUACGGUACUAUUGUAAAUAACCUACAUGCAGUCGGUCAACAGUAUCUUACCAGGAUUAUUGUUAACUAUUAGUUAGCAAUCAAUGAUGUCGUUCUUAAUAAUAUGAUAGAGCAAAUUAAGAGAGACGCAUCGUAGUGGCUGCUAUUUAAACAACAUGUUUAUAUUGACUUGAUAGGCAUAUGCACUGCUCUCACGCUCAUAAAGAUGUCAUACUGACUCGGACUCGAUUCGUUGCUGCAAAUUUUCCUAAUAGAUUAUCAUGAAACGGUCACGAUAAAGGAAAUGAACUGGACGGAAAAUAGAUGAAAACACCGUCUUAUAUAUCACUGAUACUCUGUUCUGGAUGUUUACGUAUAAUAUCAGUAGCUCUGCUGCAAUAUAACUAUCGGAUAUUUCCUACAGUAGGCAUUUAAGAAAUAGACGUAGUCAUUUCAUUGCCAUUGGAUCAUUCAACAGCGUUUGUAAGACACUGUCAUAAACAGACUUUCAGUCUUGUAUGUGCUGCUGUGAUGAUGUUAAGCCGAACAGAGCUCACGAUAAUCGUCGAUGUUGGUGCAUGUCGUCUUAAUUCAAAUUCAGUAAAUAAUCUUUGACGCAUAAAUAGAAAUAUUGAUAUUUCAUGCUGUGAUGGCCUACUAACCAAGGUGAAUUGCAAAGUGAAUUUUGAAUAUAUCAAUGCAAGGAAAUAUCUCAGGGAAUGCGAACAACUUUUGUAGACCAGGGAUUUCGCUCUUGUAAAUCGCAAUCGCAAUGCAUCAGUAGGCCUAUAUAGACAAAUAGAAAAAUUAAAAAUAAAUAUUCAUCAAUUUUAUUCAAAUACAGGUACAUUUGAAAGGGUACCGUAGGCCACGAUGUGACUGAAAUGUGUCACAAUAUUUCCCCGUAUUGACGAAGAUGAUUAGGCCUACAACCAUGAUUAUGCUUUGUUCUAACAAAAGAUGACCGAUAUUAAAAAUAAUGUGCAUACAGUUUCCUGUCAGAAAAGUUUUCAAUACGGAAGGUCGCAUUCGAUCAGUAAAUUCAUAGAAGACAGGAAUCGUCGAUGGAAAGGUCUGUAGCAGCUCCUACAUACUCGAAUUUAAUUCCAGAGAAUUGUCCCCAGACAGUGACGCAAGUAGAGGUAGAGUCAAAGCGAAAUGCACAAUGGCUCGAACAGUCGCCAGGAAAGUUACAUAACAAACACGACGGCCAAUUAAAACCGUUAGCAAUUAAAGAUCAAAUUAUUAUGAAAUAUGCGCGAAUAUAUCACGCAGAGCAAAACAUUAAUGAGUUAUUAGAGAAAAGACGUGGACACACCACUGUAAAUCACCAUCUGUUCAAUCCAUCUCAAUAUAAACCCACCAAAUUCUAUUCCAGUAUGAACUAUGAUAUGUCCGUUCCUUGCAAAUAUCUUGGUGGAAAACCAGUUCCAUCAAAAGGCGAGAUAAAUAUCGAGGUCUGCGUGAAACCAACAUGUACAAGUAUUGAUCACACUAUUCAUAAACAAUGCCGAACAGUAACACGUGCAUACCGAUCGGAACUUGUUGUUCAAUUAGGUACAACAAAGGGGAAAUUAUAUCAAUCGAAUACACAUAGGCCUAAUCGUGACGUCAUCAAAUUGCAAAAGAACGACGUUGCUGAACAGAAAACUUUAGGAAUUACAAGUCUACGGGUCGAGCACGACACACAUAUCCCGAUUGACAUCGUUAUUGCGAAUGAUUCAGACAAAAGCAUAGCGCCAAAUAUGGAGAUGGGGCGUGAUUCCAACGAUUGUCCAUCCAGGGUAAAUGAAUACCAGUCCGAAGAUAACUCAGUUCUAUGGGGAGCUAACCACUUAUUGACAACUGCCCAACCACAAGAAUUAGAAAACAUAACUAAAGUGAUGAGUAAAUCUCUUACAGACGGGUCAAAAAUAGGGCUUAGAUCAGAUAUUAUGGUAAUUAAUCAUGAUCAAGCAAUUCAUUUAUUAAAAAAUGAGAAAUCAAGUCAUUUGUGUUUGAACAUGAAUAGUCAGACUUUAAAACAUACCAAAGACACAUUCAAACCAAAUGAAUGCGUAAACACAUUGACCAAGCUUGAUGAGUAUACUACAUCACGUAGUAAUGGCGUAAUAGGAUUGAAUUCAGAAACCACAAAUGAUAGUAAUGAUAAUUACGAUUUGAGAAAAGUUAAAUCAAACGAUGGCUUAGCCAUGGGAUUUUUGUCUGAAUCUGUGUUAUACAAAUGUACGAACGAUAGCAAGCCUAAAAUAGCGAGGAACGUCUUAUAUGAUACCGAUGUGAAACGCGAUAGACCCAAUAAGGCAUGUGAUACGCCUACCACGUUUGACAACAAAUAUAGAAACAAUGAACCAGAUUUAACUGAUUAUGUACGAGUUACCACCAAAGAUUAUAAUAGUAGAACCGAUGAUGAACCGGGUGCACGAGUUCCAGCCGAUGAUAAACGAGUUGUAUCCUAUGAUUUUCUAGGUAAAAUUGAUAAUGAUCCAGGUAGAUGCCAUGGUGAUUGUAGUGAUACCGAUGAUGAAAGAAGUUCAAUUGAUAAUGUACGAGUAGCAACGGAUUAUGAACAAAUUGCAGCUGAAGAUGAAAAAGAAACACCCAAUUUUAAGGGUGAAAUGGCAAGCAAGGGGUUAAACUGUUUAAAUUGUAUGCCAAGUUUAGGAUACAAUGAAAAUCUUAGUUCAUCUAAAAUUGGCAUCAAUCUACAUGGUGAUCAGCGACGGGUUUGGAACGCGGUUCAUUCAAAAAUGGUAUUUAAUACAGAUAAAGAUGAGUGUUCAAACGAAUGUCAGCAAAUUCAUGAUUCAGGACUACUUGAACACACUUCGGCCGUGGUUUGUGCUCAAGGACUAAGGAAUUUUCUAGAAGAUGCAAACUUGUCUGAAACGAUAGUAUACAUAGAAAAUGAAAAUGACGUUAUGGAAUCAAUUAGUGAAAUGUCAAAUUCAUAUUUACCUGCGAUUGGACAUUCGGAAUUGCAAAUAAAAACCAAUUUACUAACGAGUUACGAAGUACUUAAAAGUGAUAAUGAUGUUACAUAUGAACACGGGGAGGAAAUCAUAAUAGAGAAGAGUAAUAUGGCUAUACAGCAACCUGGUUCUCAGAUACCAAUUAUGAGUUCGCCACUAUUUACGGAUAUGUUGAACAGUAAUCAGUUAACUCAAUCUAUUGCUGAUGCUCAAAAUAUGGAUCACAUAGUAGAGGAAAAACAAAUCGAUGAGGAAAAAGUUUCGCCUGUAGAUGGCGCGCGCGAUGGGUCACUGUCUCGUACGACCACUAAAUUAGAGUGUGAGGAAACAUUAUGCAAACAGAAGGGUUUUACUCACAAUGACCCUUUGGCUGAAGAGGGCUCCUCUAUAGACUCAGACAUGCACGGUAGCGUUUGCUCUAAAAAAUGCACCAGUGACAGUGGCUACUCGAUUACAGUACACUCACAUGAAUCUAGGAGAAACUAUUCAACUGAUACAGAAUUUGAAAGCAUACGAGAAGACGCGAAUACAGAUAACACAGAAGAUUCAAAUGGUUCAUCGGAAUCGGAGUACGAAACGGCUUCGUCAAAUUUUAAGUACAGUGACGUAUCAGAUUUUGAAAAUGAUGUAGAUGAAGACCCGAAAAUGCCCCUUCCAGUUGUGACCAUUAAUGUGGAGAUGGCCACACCACCAGAGUUCGCAUUUCGUCCACAAAGUCGUGUGGUAGAACGAGGUAGCACCGCUAAAUUCAUCUGUGUACUAAAAGGUUGUCCUAAACCGGAAGUUACGUGGUUUAACCAUGGGAUUAUAUUACGAGACUCUAAGAAACACAGAAGUUAUGAAGGCAUUGAAAAUAUGUUUGUACUCGAAGUUACAGACGUUGAUCCAUCGGAUGCUGGGGAAUACGUAUGUACAGCAUCUAAUUCAGAAGGCCGGAUUUACGCAUCUGCCGAACUCUCUAUCGAAGAACUGACAUUACCUAUCGAACAGCAACAGGAGCCAUAUUUCAUGAAUCGAUUAGAGGACCUCACCGCUUUUCCGGGCACAGAUAUUCAGUUUUGUUGCCAGGUUGGAGGAAACUCGGCUCCACAAAUAUUAUGGUUUCAUAAUGGAAUCGGACUUAAAAGGUGCGAGCGAUUUUCCUUCAGUCGUUCGGAUGAUGGACGGUGCACGCUACGUAUUACUAGUAUCAAAGCCGAUGAUGAAGGGGAGGUAGCUUGUGUUGCUAGCAAUGUACUCGGAAGAGCAACAUGCUGUGCAUACCUGAAUGUUAAAGAGUAUAGCAAAUUCACACAUGAGGAACAUACUGAUGGAAACAGCAAUUCUGUUGAACAGAAUGUUGAAAGUUUGCAUCAUACAACUCCAUAUGUUCCAAAUAUAGUUGCAAUAGAAGGCACCAGUACGAAAUUCAAAUGCUCAGUAAUUGGCAAUCCAAAACCAAGUGUCACAUGGCACAAAGAUGGUCAUGCCAUUGACCAAACAAUGCAUGCAGCCUCGCACUACCACAUAUUAGAAGAGGGGUAUACACAUACAUUGGAGAUACCCAAAACACAAGACUCUGAUGCUGGCCAUUAUUAUUGUACUGUUAGCAACAAGACAGGUGCUGUAGUGUGCUCAUGUUUUCUUUUAGUUAAUGAUCGUAAGGAUAACAACUGUGUGGUAAGUUCUGUAAUAUCUCCAAUGACAAUUUCAUCAAAAGUUACAACUGUUACUAGACCUAUUGACGAAGCAGGAAAGAAAAUGGUUGAGCCAAGAGUGACUAUAAAUAAUGCGUAUCAAAAUAUUAAAGGUAGUGACCAAGAUUUAGUAUCAUCUGAAAAACAACAGAAAAGUAUUUUGACAUUGGAGUUGGAAAGAAAUACCAAAAUCGAUGAUUGCUGCACUGCAAAUGAAGUUGAAAUGAUUAGUAACAAUGGUGCAAUAUUAAAAGACCAGUCUCAAAAUGAAGAUGUCUGUCACGUCAAACUAAGUGAUAGUGUGACACUUCAAUGCAUAACUCCAGGAAUGAAUAUCAAUAUUGGUAGAAACAUUAAUCCGGAUAAAACAAGCAACGAUAAUUGUACACAAUAUCGUGUUGAUGAUUCUUUCAUUCAACCCUUUAUGGGCGAGGUUAAUUUUACACCAAUCAACUUAGCGACACAUUUGCAAUCAGAUUAUGUAUACCAAAGGUCCUAUGACGGUGACAAUAGCUGUGCUACAGAUGACUCAACUGACAGUACGGAUCAACUUCUUUAUUCUUUACAGAUGGCACAGAAUUCUGUGGAAGUGGAUUCAGAUGACGAUCUUUUACAUGUUGUAGGUUAUCAAAACUCAACAAGAAAUCGGUUGUUUAAUAAUACAUCGGACCCGGAUUUGGAUAUGGAAAGAGCCAUUAGACUGUCUGAAAAAGUUGAUACUUGUAUGGACAUUGUCAACACUGUCCUAAACCUUGCGUCAUUAGAUAACGAGGGAGAGAAAGAGCUCAGAAUGCGUUUGGAAGAGUUAAGAUCAGGUCUCUCAAGUUCAGGAUCCUCUACAACAGAUGAUCAGGAAUCUUCUGUAAAUAGUCUAACAUCAAGAUCAAAUUGUAAUACAUCACUUUCCAUAGACGAACACCUAUUAUCAGUUGAUUCUAAAGACAUUGAGCCGAUAAAUCCACAAGAUGUAUCUUUAGAAUCUGAAAUAUCAGACAUUGAAAGUCUUAAUCGAUCAUCAUCAUGUCUAAACAUGGAGUAUGUUUCAAGUCCAUUAAAAAAUCAAAGAAUGCAGGGUUACAAGCAAGAUCCAAGUUUUCCUGAAAUGGCUGCUCAUCUGUUAAAUAUUCACAACCCAUAUGAAAUGAUCAGGAAGGUUGAAGCUGAAAACAAGGACACAUCAAUAGAAAUGAUGGCUGAUGUUCUGUCAAGCCAAAUUGUAAUAGAAGGACUUUCUAAUUAUUCGAAAUGUAAAAAAAAUAUUUCUAACAUUCCUACCAAGAAAGCAAUUGGAUGCAAAGCUGGUACAACAAAUAUAAAAACAGCCAGCAAUACAAAUUAUUUGAAAGCCAUAGGGUCUUUUGCAGAUAAAGUUGUAGCAGAAAUUUUGAUCGAUGCGGCUCUUCGAAUAAAAGAUAUAACACAAUCCAGACACAGCUAUCACACUAAAGAAAAAAUGAAGGGUUUGAAUCUUCCCUAUGAUCAUGCGAAUAAUCUACCUCAACAACUUCUAAAUGAAUUAAUCAAAGAAGCUUCUGAGAAGACGUCUCAGAAAAACAAGUUGGACCAGGAGAUUUUCAAUGAUUUACUACAUGAAAUUAUGCUUCAAGCAGUUGUUUCUGAAAUUUUGAAGACCCGCACUCCAACAUUAAUACAUUGGAACCAACAAAUUUGUAAAGAAAACACUUUACAAAAUAAUGAGCAUGAAGAAACUGGCAAAAACAAUGAUGCAAUAUUAAAAAAGUUAAAUUCAGAUUUUCAAAUGCCUUUACAUUUAGUAGAUGUUUCAGCACCUAUACCUACUUCCAGGCAAUGUGAUAGAUAUUCUAUCUCAAUUGAGAAAGGAUCCGUUAGUGAUUUACGAAAAAAUGAAAAAGAAAAGGAAAUAUUAUCUAUAAAUAUUGAAAGUCUAGACAACCCUGAAAAAAUGUCUACAUGCAUUACAGCACCUGAACCAAAACUUAUGGUCCCAAACUUUACUCAAGGUUUGGAAAUGGAAGAACCAAUAUCUGCUAAUUUAAGAAAAGUUAAGGCUCGAAAUAUUCUCUCUGGUUUUCUUGGCAAUGCAAUGCUUCUUGAGCAACAAAAACUGAAACCAACAGUUAAACUUUCUAGAAGUCAGUCUGAUCGAACGCAAAGACCAAUAUUACAAUUACAUGGUAACCUGAAAACCGAAUUAAAAGAACCAAAGGGGCUACUGAAAAGAAGCUUUUCAGAAAGAAGGGGACAAGGUAUAAAAUUCCAACAAGAAAACGAAAAAGAGGUGAAAGCAAGUGAGAGUAAAACCACUUCUCCGGUAAAAUCAGAACAAGUUAUUCUGCCUCAAGAAAACAAUGUAGGCAACUCAGAAACACUUAAAAGAAGUUCCGCGGCCCAAGAACUACCAUUGGCUGUAACAAUACAAGAACCAAAUACGAUGAAAACAGAAGAUCAACAAUUAAAUUUGGUGUCUACUGAAGAACCCAAACACAAUAAUUUAGAAAGAAAAAAGAGCGAAGAAUCUGAUGAUCAGAAGGUACCACAGAAAAGCUCAAUUUCAAGGAGCAUGUCUGCAAGAAUCCCAGUCAGACGGAAGUCACAUUCAUUUAUAAGAAAAGAUCCACGCUAUUUAAGUUGGCAGGCCAACAAUUUACCAUUUCAAAAAGAAGAUACUAGUUCAAAUCGAUGUAGGUCAGUUCCGAAUCGUACUCAAAGCUUGUUCUUGCCAAGAAGUCAAUUUCAACAAGAUCAGAUUGUUAAAGAGAAAAAUAAUAAACAAAAUGUGAUCCACGAAAUUGCUACUGAACAAACGAAAGAUAAAUAUAUUGAGGAAUUUUGCAUAACUAAUGAUGUAUCAGUUUUAUUUAUGGAAGAGAACAAAGACAGAGACAAUAAAAAUAUGAAAGAACUAACAAUACACAACAAAGAUAUUAUAAAUGAACAUGUAACAAUACAAAAUGGCCAAAAACAUAAUGAUUAUGUAAAAGACGACAAACGAGAAAAACCCGAGGUUUUGAAAGAUGAAUUUUCGGUAACAAAAAGGCCAAUAAGGGCCAAUAGAUCUGACAGACCAAUUUCUUCUCUUAUAAAUAUGUUUGAGACAACAAUAAAGUCCAGUCCUAGAAGUUCAAAGGUACAAGAAUUUGGGUUGACAUUCAAACUUGACGAGAAAGCCAAGAAGGCAAGAUCGGUAAACAGAAGUCAGUCUAUGCUGUGCAGAAAGAAAGAAAAUAUUGUUAAUGUGAAAAUGGAUAACAGACUAAGCAUGGACGGAAGUGUGCAUCUAAGUCAAUUGGACACAUUAAAUAUCUGCAAAGAUAUUAUUUACCAAGAAUCAGUGGAGAAACCAGAUAAGAAAUUGGUAGUAUACAAUGAAUUAGAACAUAGUUCAUCUGGUUUAACUGUACCACCAACAAAGUCUGUUAGUAAUAAUAAUGAGUUAAAUGUGGAUAAUGAUGUUAUACUAGCCACACCAGUACAACAAGAUGAUGACGAUGUGUUUAGCUUGCCGGUAACUAAUAAUUCAUCUUGUGAAGAAGAGCCUUUAUAUACUAAAAGUAGGAGUCUUUCAUCUAUUGAACUUCAACAACCUGAGUAUAAUUCAGAAUCAUCUGAUUUCGAAGGGGCUCCAACAUUCAGGCAAACUAUUUCACCAGUUACAGUUAAGGAUGGUGAUCCUGCAAGAUUAGAUGUCGGUGUUAUUGGCAAUCCAGAUCCAGAUAUCAAAUGGUUUAAAGAUGGUAAAGAGUUGACAGAGGAUCAGCAUUAUCAAUAUGUACUUGAUGAAAAUGACGUCUGGUCAUUGAUAUUAGCAGAAGCUACACCUUCUGAUUCUGGGGAAUACACGUGCCAAGCUCAGAACUGUCAUGGAUCUGUUUCCUGUACAGGUUACCUCAAAGUAGAAGAUGAUGUGGCAAACAUAACAGAGGCUGAGCUGUUAUUAGAACUAAGAGAAUCUUCUAUAAGUAACAAUCAAGAUAAUGAGACUGUUGCAAGACUUUUGAAGGAACACCAAGAAAACAAGACUAGGAAUGGUUCAGUGUCGACAUCAGGAGCUGAAGAUGAGAUGUUUUGCCAAUAUACUGUUUUGGACAACUACCAUAACGAUAGGUUGAGCGUACAGCAGGGCGACAAGGUGGAGAUAUUGGAAACACAGUCAAACGAAAUAUGGCUCAUUAAACAUGUCGAUUCAUCCAUGAUUGGCUAUAUUCCUGUCUCACUGCUAGAAAAACUUGACGAAGAAGACAGUGUGAAAGCUAAGAGGAACAGUGUUAAACUUGCCAUUAAAGAACUCUUCCCUGAUAUAGCUACCCCUACUGAAAAUAUGUAUGAAAAAAAACUUAAAAGAAAAAUGAGUGCAAAGGAAAGACUUCUGGCAAUGAGACAAAUAUCUGACCAAGAUGAUUCAAGAGAUACUUUUGACAUGUGUGUGGCAAUUGCAUCAUAUACUCCUGAUGAGGAUGAUAGUGAUCACAUUCCACUGGUUGAGGGCCAGUACGUGGAGAUUUUGGAUUCUGAUAGUGCAAUAGAAUGGCUUGUGCAGACAAAACCGACCAAGUUCAAUCAUCCCAAGCGUGGGUGGGUCCCUGCUAGUCACCUAAUGAAAGAUGGUUCCAACAUGGUACCUGGGCAAACAGAAUCGUUGAAUCGUAUGAUAUCACGAGUAAUCCUAGAUGAAGGAGAUGCAGAUCUAGUUGGAAGUAAAAAGCAAGAAGCCCUCAUCAAAAGAAGGUAUGUUCUGGAAGAAUUGUUACAAACUGAACGUACAUUUGUGAAGAAUAUGCUGUUUUGUAUUGAGAGCUACCUCCCACUGAUGGAUGAGCAGAAUGCCCCACCUGCUGUCAAAGGCAAGAAGGAUGUACUUUUUCUGAAUUUUGAGAAAAUUUGCGAAUUCCAUAAAAACAUCUUUGUGAAGGAGUUGGAAGAGUGUGGGAAUGAUGCAUACAGCGUGGGAAGAGCCUUCAUUAAAUGGCAAUGCAACUUUGAAUAUCAUGUACAGUACUGCAAGAACAAGCCAAAGUCCGAAAGCUGCCUGACACCUGUAGUGAAAGCCUGCUUUGAUGACUACCUUCGCAGCAAGGGGAUAAUAGAUAAGUUUAGCUUAUCAGAUUAUCUAAUUAAGCCAAUUCAACGAAUCACCAAAUAUCAACUUCUGUUGAAGGAAGUUGUGAAGUAUACAUCACGAGCAAAAGAGGAUUGUAUUGAAUUAGAGAUGGCAUUGAACGUGAUGAUGCAAGUACCAAAGAGGGCCAAUGAUUUAAUGCACAUUAGUCUGAUUGAAGGGUUCCAGGGUAAUAUAAAUGAUCUUGGAAAGCUGUAUCGUCAGGAGGACUUCACAGUGUGGACAGGAAAGCAGAAAGGGAGAGGAAAAGAACGGCAUGUGUUUCUAUUUAAGGAUCAAAUCAUGCUUACGAAAAUCAAAAAGGAUCCCCGCUCUGAAGGUUUUACGUAUGCUUACAAGAACCACAUGACAAUUCCUGGUAUCGGCAUGACAGAAGAAUCAAGGGAUGAGAGAUGUUUUGAACUAUGGUAUGGAAAAGCAUCAUCCUCGCUUAGCAUGACGUUACAGGCAAAAACUAAGUAUGUGAAAGAGGCAUGGGUGAAAGAAAUAAGAAGUCUUUUGGAACAAAAACAGAUGGAGAUGUUAGAAGCCAAAGCCAGUGUAGAGAGAAUCUAUGGAACAUUACAUCAAACUAGAAGUUGCUUACGAUCAGCAAGUUCAAUCUCAUCACUCAACUCCGAGCAAGGCACACUUAGCAAUUCCAGUUUAUUAAGUAAAUCAAGUGAAUCGUUAACAUUCAACGAGACACCGUCCCAACAGCUUACAUCUGAUUUAGGUGCUACCUUCUCAUUAUCGGUACCAGAUCGUCUCCAUGGUGACAGCUUUACAAGUAUUGACAGUGAUACUCCACCACAAAAUGAUUGUAAGGAACUUGAAGUUGGAGCUCUUUAUGAGAUGUCAGAUGACUUCAUUGCUGGUGGAUUGUGCGGGCUUGAGCUGAGUAAAGGCGAGAUUGUUAAGCUUGUAGAAACUGAAAAUAACAAUGUAUGCAUUGUGCAAUCUAUGCCUAGCCCAGGAUGUUGUAAUGGUGAGGAAGGCAGUGUACCACCUUACCUCUUACGCCGAAGAAAGUCAGUGGAAGAGCCUGUCAGUAUAGUAGAGAAGCCAGAAAAUCUUUCUGUAAAUGUAGGUGAUUAUGCCAAGUUCAUUUGCACGUUCAGUGGCAUGCCAACACCGACUGCUGAUUGGUACUUUAAGGGUCAUGUUCUUGAGAAUACAAAGCGCAUUCAUGCUGACAAUGGAUUGUGGGUAUCCUCUGUUACAAUAACGAAUGUGAAGGGAGAGGACAGUGGCAAAUACAGAUGUGUCAUAAGCAAUGCAAUCAGUACAAAGUCUUGCACAGCUAACCUGCAUGUGGCGUAUGUGUGGGAAAGUCAAUGCACCGAUGCCAUUGAAUGCCCAGAUGAUGUCCUUCAGGAAUUUGAUGACGACACUGUAACUUGGUUACCAGACAAUUCUCCAUCCAUAGCAACGGAUCAACUCUUAACCGGUCCUUUUGAAAUGGGCUAAAGAGUAAAAGAUAUUGAUAAGAAUGUAAAUAAAACUAAAUGGGUCUAAUACCAAUAUAGGAAAGAAAGACUGCUUAAUAUAUAAGCAUUCUAUUAAAGUCAAGCAAACAAUUUCUCUAAUUUUUAGCUUAAUUUUAAAAAUUCUAUGAGCUGCAAGAUAAAAUUAGAAGCAGCUGAUUUAGUGAAGUGGUUUGCUGCAAAUAUAUUUAAACCUAGAGAUGAGGCAAGGAGCGAUGCAUUGUGGGAAUUAGAAAAAUCAUCUUGAGCAUCCAAAGAUUGUGCAAUACACUAUGUUGGAACAUUCCAUAUGGAAGGCAGUGGAUAUUCAUUCUCAAAUUAUGUACAGGGGUACGCUGGUCCAGUUCAUCAGAUGAUAUGAUUAAUGUUAUAGAGUAUGUGUCCCAGAUUCGUCCAGCAAGUUCUAAGCAUCACAGUAUAUGCAUAGCCUAGGGAUCAUGUAUGAGGUGAGGAUAUUAUAAUUUUCUAUAAUAGCAGAAGUGGUAACUGAAGAGGUGGGUAGCUAGUUUGUAUGUGGUGAUGGAGUUGUUAUUUCUCCUUCAAGAGUUUGUUACUAUGGUUGUGGUGUUUGUGGAUGUUGAUAGGUGUAAUGAGGAAAGAAAACAAUUGUAUAAUGAGAUAGAAUGUAGGUAAGAAUUGCCCCGGAAAA
Anneissia japonica is the source of this 12951-nucleotide messenger RNA. RefSeq names its product muscle M-line assembly protein unc-89-like. Bases 2155 to 12285 code for a protein of 3376 amino acids. Gene Ontology annotation, molecular function: protein binding; guanyl-nucleotide exchange factor activity. Lineage: Eukaryota; Metazoa; Echinodermata; Crinoidea; Comatulida; Comatulidae. The record is from RefSeq and is a predicted model, not a curated record. The transcript is spliced from 30 exons. Gene Ontology annotation, biological process: intracellular signal transduction; axon guidance. Gene Ontology annotation, cellular component: cytoplasm.